UCUCCUAUCUCCGUGCUCGCGGGGGUGGCGGGCGGGCCUCCUGCGUUGACGAAAACCUGCCCAGAAACGGUGUGGACGGUGUGGUUUGCAAAACAGGCAUUCUGACCGCUGACGGGACCGAUACAAGUCAAAUCUGGGCUUCCCCCGCGCCUCCGCGCGACGUCACCGCGGUCGCGAUGGGUGUAGCGAGGUCACUCCUACCACGUGACUCGCGCUCGCGCACCUCGUGACUGAUCGAUCGAUCGCGUUAUCUCACUACUGGCUCGUCGCCCCCGCGACUCUCGUCACGGCCGCGCUUUCAGGGUUGGCGAUAAGAAGCGGAACGAAGUUGACACCUGGCGGCGGAGCGUCUUCGACGCUCCUGGAGUAAAGUCCACUUGUGAUCGUCCCCGCGGCACGUUACUUCCAACAACCCACGAAGAUGGGCUCGCUUUUCCGCAGCGAGGAGAUGACUCUGUGUCAGCUGUUCCUCCAGAGCGAGGCAGCGUACGCCUGCGUCUCCGAGCUCGGCGAGCUCGGUCUGGUGCAGUUUCGCGACUUGAAUCCCGACGUCAAUGCCUUCCAACGCAAGUUCGUCAACGAGGUGCGCCGUUGCGACGAGAUGGAGCGCAAGCUGCGCUACCUGGAGAAGGAGAUCAAGAAGGACGGCAUCCCGAUGUUGGACACCGGCGAGAACCCGGAGGCCCCGCAGCCCCGGGAGAUGAUCGACCUGGAGGCGACCUUCGAGAAGCUGGAGAACGAGCUGCGGGAGGUGAAUCAGAACGCCGAGGCGCUGAAGCGCAACUUCCUGGAGCUGACCGAGCUGAAGCACAUCCUGCGCAAGACUCAGGUCUUCUUCGACGAGGCUGAGCAUGGAGGUGUCGUGUCGCAGAUGGCAGACCCCAGCCGUGAAGAAGAGCAAGUCACUCUGUUGGGUGAGGAGGGCCUCCGCGCCGGCGGCCAGGCUCUCAAGCUCGGCUUCGUCGCGGGAGUCAUCCUGAGGGAACGCAUCCCCGCGUUCGAGCGCAUGCUGUGGCGUGCGUGCCGUGGAAAUGUCUUUCUGCGUCAGGCGGAGAUUGAGACCCCUCUGGAGGAUCCUUCGACGGGGGACCAGGUGUACAAGUCGGUCUUCAUCAUUUUCUUCCAAGGCGAUCAGCUGAAGACUCGCGUGAAGAAGAUCUGCGAAGGCUUCAGGGCAACCUUGUACCCCUGCCCGGAAGCGCCAGCUGACCGCAGGGAAAUGGCCAUGGGUGUUAUGACUCGCAUCGAGGAUUUGAACACUGUCUUGGGACAGACGCAGGACCAUCGUCAUCGUGUCCUCGUGGCCGCCGCGAAGAACAUCAAGAACUGGUUCAUCAAGGUCCGCAAGAUCAAGGCGAUCUAUCAUACCCUGAAUCUUUUCAACUUGGAUGUCACUCAGAAGUGUCUGAUCGCCGAAUGCUGGGUGCCUGUCCUGGACAUCGAGACUAUCCAAUUGGCGUUAAGACGUGGGACGGAACGCAGCGGGAGUUCUGUUCCUCCUAUUCUGAACCGCAUGGAGACGUUUGAGGAUCCACCGACGUACAAUCGAACGAACAAGUUCACGAAAGGAUUUCAGGUGCUGAUCGACGCUUAUGGGGUCGCGUCUUAUCGCGAGAUGAACCCCGCACCCUACACCAUCAUUACUUUCCCGUUUCUGUUCGCGAUAAUGUUCGGUGACUCUGGCCACGGCCUCAUCAUGUUCCUGUUCGGUGGCUGGAUGGUGCUGAAGGAGAAGCCACUGGCGGCUAAGAAGAGCGACAACGAAAUCUGGAAUAUUUUCUUCGGCGGCCGAUAUAUUAUCUUUCUAAUGGGCAUGUUCUCUAUGUACACCGGUUUAAUUUACAAUGACAUAUUCUCCAAGUCGCUCAACAUCUUCGGCUCGAACUGGGUGACAAACUACAACACCAAUUUCGUCCGGCAAAACAAAGAGAUGACGUUGGAUCCGAAUUCGACAGAUUAUGUCGAUUAUCCGUAUCCGUUCGGCAUGGAUCCGGUGUGGCAGCUGGCGGACAAUAAGAUCAUCUUUCAAAAUUCGUACAAGAUGAAAAUCUCCAUCAUCUUCGGCGUGCUGCACAUGUUGUUCGGCGUGAUGGUGGGACUGUGGAAUCACAUGUACUUCAAGAAGCGCAUGAACAUUACCUGCGAAUUCGUGCCGCAGAUAAUCUUCCUCUGCGUGCUGUUUCUCUACAUGGUAUUUCUCAUGUUUUUGAAAUGGAUCAAAUACGGCCCGAAGAACAACGAGUUCGAAGGUCCUGGCUGCGCACCUUCGGUCCUCAUCACCUUCAUCAACAUGGUCCUCUUCAAGCCUGCCGUCAAAAUUGGCAAAUGUGACCCCUACAUGUACGGCGGUCAGGACGGCUUCCAACACUUUCUGGUUGUCGUGGCCCUGCUCUGCGUACCGUGGAUGCUGCUGGCGAAGCCGGUCUUGAUGAUUCGCAACCGUAGAAAGCAGCACUACCAGCUCAACAACCACGGUGCUGAGAACGGCGACGUGGAGGCCACUAUGGGGGCUCUACAGCAGAGCGGAAAUGUUACUCAGAGUGCUGGCGGUCACAAGGAGGAAGAGGAAGACAUGGUGGAGGUGUUUAUCCACCAGGGCAUCCACACCAUCGAGUACGUUCUCGGCAGUGUGUCGCAUACCGCUUCCUACUUGCGUCUCUGGGCCUUGUCUCUGGCCCAUGCCCAGUUGUCCGAGGUGCUGUGGAACAUGGUGAUGAGAAACGGUCUAGCGAGGGAGGGCUGGGACGGAGGUAUUGUCCUCUACGCCGUCUUCGCCUUUUGGGCGGUGCUCACCGUAGGCAUCCUUGUACUCAUGGAGGGCCUCUCUGCGUUUUUGCACACGCUUCGUUUACAUUGGGUGGAAUUUCAGAGUAAAUUCUACUCUGGUUUGGGCUACAGCUUCCAGCCGUUCUCCUUUGAAAUCAUCCUCGAUGCUGCACAGGCCACUACCGAGGAUUAAAAUAAUUAAUCGUCGUUAAUUAAUAACUGGUCUUGACUAUUAUUAGUACGAGCGCGAGGACGACGUGAAUUCAAUAGCUGCUCGUUCGAACAAGUCAGUUAUGAAUAGUCAAUGAACGAGGUGUCCCUUUAUGAAAAGUAUGUACGUAGAGUAUCGAUUAUAAUAAUCGAUCCAAGUACGGAAAUUAUUUCCUUCUCAUCUUGUGUAGUCUUCUAAUUAUAAACAAAACGUUGAACAAAUCGCAAGAUUCGUAGCGCACAAGAUCAUGACAGAGAAAAUAUAUUCUCGCGAUAUUAUGAGUUUCUUCCCUGGUUGAUUAGAUAACAAUCGAAUUUAGGAUCUAAAGUCCUUUCUCCCUAAAUGUCGACCCGUACCCUUUCUCGUCCACCGUCGUCUAAUAUUAGAAAUCUUGCAACUUUCAAAACCUUUAUGCGAGCAGUGCCGAAUUCUCGGUGCACGCUGUAGAGCCUGUAGAUCUGAAAACAAUUGUAUGUCGUGUCGACGACCAAUUGAUGUUCCAUAUAUCUGUACGUAAUAAAAAAACAAUGUGGCAUGUUGAAA
Vollenhovia emeryi is the source of this 3520-nucleotide messenger RNA. RefSeq names its product V-type proton ATPase 116 kDa subunit a isoform 1 (gene Vha100-1). Gene Ontology annotation, biological process: vacuolar acidification; proton transmembrane transport. NCBI's taxonomy places the organism in Eukaryota, Metazoa, Arthropoda, Insecta, Hymenoptera, Formicidae. Gene Ontology annotation, cellular component: plasma membrane; vacuolar proton-transporting V-type ATPase complex; vacuolar proton-transporting V-type ATPase, V0 domain. The record is from RefSeq and is a predicted model, not a curated record. Bases 422 to 2959 code for a protein of 845 amino acids. Gene Ontology annotation, molecular function: proton-transporting ATPase activity, rotational mechanism; ATPase binding. The transcript has 8 exons.